This is a messenger RNA of Aspergillus puulaauensis, 2424 nucleotides long. RefSeq names its product leucine-rich repeat domain-containing protein. The record is from RefSeq and is a predicted model, not a curated record. Gene Ontology annotation, cellular component: cytoplasm. The coding region runs from base 1 to 2424 and encodes 807 amino acids. Gene Ontology annotation, molecular function: protein kinase binding. Lineage: Eukaryota; Fungi; Ascomycota; Eurotiomycetes; Eurotiales; Aspergillaceae. The transcript has 2 exons.
AUGGAGAAGCUGGACACUACCGAUGGACAGCUUUUCAUCAAGAACCUCGCCAGCUUUGUGCGAACCCAUGAAAAGGCGCUUGCGAAUGCUCUCCAGCUAAAGCGCCAACCCACCAAAAAUGGGCAAACUACACAGUCGGGCUCGUCUUCGGGCUCGACCUCUUCCACCCUCGCCUCAGCCUUGUCCUUCGGUGCCCUAAAGUUCACUUCGCAAAGUGUCAAGCCCGCGAAGCUUACCCUUACUCCUCAUCACCUCUUUUACCUCCUCUCCCGCUUCGAGGACAUCUCCAUUGCCGUGGGCCCAAUGAAUGUUAGACUGGAGAACAUACAUAACGACGUAUCGCAGUCCUACGUGUCGUUCCUGAGCAAGCCACAAAGGUCCAAGGGUGACAGAGACUCGAUUCACUCUGUGUCUAGUGUUCGUAGUGUCAUGUCUGGUAUGAGUUCGCUCUGGUCUUCAUUCGGGUUGGGGUCCAAAGACUCUUCCUCCAAAUCCGAAAGGGCCAAGGCUGCCUUAGAAGUGGAUAUCAAAUACCUAUACUCAGCCUUCACGAAGAUCCCCUGUCUACGUUUAGCCCCUGACCGCCGUGCCCGCCUGAUUCGUGGUUACGAAGAAUUUCCUUUUGACACAGCCGUUCCUCUUCACUCCUUCAAAAACUUGAGCGCGCUAGAAAUUAUUGAUAUAGACUACCGUUCGUUCUACGGCUGGGACCGACUCUCGGAACAAUUGCGAACCUUAACCUUGAAGAGGGCAAACAUUGAAGAUCCUGCGGAGUUGUUGACAGGCAUCGUGUUAGAUGACAUUGACAAACGCCGCCGCCGGUCGUCAAAACAUCAGAGUUCACCUGUGCUAGGAUGGAGUGGAAACACCAACGCCCAGCCAGUCGGUAGACAUGAACUCAGCGGCUCCCUCUCAGCUCCUGGAUCUCCAGUGGCGGACACCACACUUGGCUCCAGUACUAGCCCCCAGGCAGCAUCUAUGAUAAGACUGGCGUCCGAGGGGGCUAAACCACGUCCGCGAGCCGGAAGCCUCUCCCCUUCGCGCCCAGGCGGCUCGAAACAAUCUACAUACCGUCAUAGCAGAACUCAUUCUUCGCGAAUCCAGCGCACUGGAUCAGGAAGCUCUAAUUCAAGUGAAAACUCGGGCUAUCGUACUGGAAGUUCCUCAAAUCUGCUAGCCACCGCUCUCCCAUCAACCAAAUGGCGGUUCCUUCGCCAUCUAGGGCUCGCCGACAACUCUCUCACUUCUGUCUCUGAAGCCGGCUUAAUUCCGGUUGCCAACACUCUACACUCCCUGGAUCUGUCAACGAACCUCUUCACUGAGGUUCCCGACAGUCUAGCCUCGUUAAUAGCCUUGAGAGCUUUGAACCUCUCCAACUGCAUGAUAGAAUCUCUUCAUUCGCUGUCUCGCAACCCUCUGCCCGCCAUUACUGCUCUUAACCUGAGGGCAAAUCGUCUGCGCUCACUCGCAGGCAUCGAACGGCUGCUGUCUCUGGAACGGUUAGACCUCCGCGAUAACAAACUCUCCGACCCAACGGAAAUUGCGCGGUUGACAAGUCUCCCUGAAAUACGGGAGAUCUGGGUCUCGGGAAAUCCUUUCGUGAAGACACAUUCUAACUACCGAGUUGUCAUCUUCAACUUGUUCCGCCGUACUCCUGGUUACUCGGAAGAUAUCAUCAUUGAUGGAUCCGGUCCUGGGUAUAGCGAACGAAAACAGCUGGUCGAGAGAGCUGCGGAACCAGAUGUUAUUCCGGUCAUUCGGUCUACAGCCGCGGAUAACUCCACACUUAUCAGCAAGCCUUCCAUUCUCCCUGCGGCGGGGGGUCCAAUUACUCGGACUGGGCAAGAUGUAGACGUCACGCGGAUAGAACAUCUGGCCAACGAUAAUGGCGUAGGGUCCACCCGGAAGAAAAAGAGCCACCGGAGAAGAAUUGUUGAUCCCUCGGGGGCACUCUCCGUCAAUGGUGAUAGAGAUACAGGUGCGGUGGUACCUUCCGUUCUUCCCACUCAAGAUCUCCAGUUACCUGUUGAUCCGUCCUUUUCGUCACCUUCCGACAAUGAAUGGAAAUCUGAUGGUGGUCCUCAGGCCGGAUCCCUUAACCUCCCAAGCACGGGAGCGGCCAACAGAAACCAAGAUGUCUCUGAUACCCCGGGAAACGACAUGCUCGCUCUGCAACAGAUGCUGCAAGGUUUCGAGUGGGGUAUGGAUGCAGACUUCCAGAAACACCAAAUCGCAGCCCUCCAGCAAGAGCUCGGCAGUACCUUUCUCGCGGCUCUGCAAAACCACGCCUGGAACCAGCCGCAAAUGAACGCCGCUGUUCCACGCACAGGUACAAACAUCAGCGAGUCCACUCGACUGUCUCCCGAGUCCUUGACGAGGGCUAACAGCCAGCCACUUGUGGGCGCUCGUCAUCCUAUUACAUAG